AUUAUAGAAUGGAACUCCAAAGUAAAGUUCGAAAGUUUUCUAAAAGACAAAGGCUUUGCGGCAAAGCCUCCUCUCUUUGGUAUCCUUUAAAUAACCCACCAAAGGAACUUUCUUUAAGUAGAACGUUGCCUUGUGGACAAAGUUUUCUCUGGAAGCGAUACGGGAAAGAAAAAGAUAAUCAAGAAUAUUGGUUAGGUGUUGUUGAUGACACUAUCGUUCAACUGUAUCAACCGAAUACUUUGGGACCGGUAUACUUUCAACCCGUUCACUGUCUUUCUGAAUCAAUUUCCAUAGAACAUCUAAGGAAACGACUGGUUGAGUUUUUCAAUCUGCACAUUUCCUAUUCCUCACUGUUGGAACAAUUCUGCAAAGUGGAUCCUCGGUUCGAGAAGGUUGUCGAAUAUACACAAGGAGCACGAGUGUUGUCUUUGGAUCCUUUCGAAUGUUUAUGUGGCUAUCUGUGUUCGUCAAAUAAUAAUAUACAACGCAUUUCCAAGAUGAUGCAAUUCAUAGCACAACAUGGUAACUACAUAGGACAAGUUGAACAACACAAGUUUUAUUGCUUUCCUACAUUAAAUCAAAUGCGAAGCGUUACAGAACAAGACUUGCGUAGUCAUCGCUUUGGAUAUCGUGCCAAGUAUCUUGUACAUACUAUCGAUCGACUAGUCCAGUUGGGUGGUAUUGAAUGGCUAUCAGAGUUGAAACAAUUAGACAGAGAACAAGUGGUUUCACAACUUAUGCAGUUGCCAGGAAUAGGACACAAGGUAGCUUCUUGUAUUGCACUCGUUUCAUUAGGAAAACAUGAUGAAAUUCCGGUGGACACUCAUAUUUGGCAAGUCGUUUUGAAAUAUUAUUUACCACAAUUACACGGAAAAACUUUGACUCAACGUGUUCAUCGAGAAAUUGGUGAAUGGUUUCGGCAGAAAUUUGGUGCUUAUGCUGGAUGGGCACACAAUACGUUGUUUCUAGUUGAGAUAGUUAUGAAACUGAAUAUGAAAACAUUACUUAUUGAAUAUCUUUUUGUGAAUGGCGCCAAAAAGUUGGCAUUUUUCAUCGUCGGUAAAUACCAAUUGAUUUCCAAUUCACUUGGGGGAGAAGAAGACUGUCAUCUUUUCCUUGGAAGUGUUGUGUUUCUGCUGUACAAUUUAGUGUCUUUGUUGGAACAAGAGAAUGAACGGAUACAAGGAAAAUGGAUCGACAGAGAUGCCUACUCCUGCCAAGCUUAUUUUGGAAGACGGCAAGUAGCACAUUCCGUGGGCACCGUAUUUCAUGGAUAUUCGUUUGGUGCCAAAAGGAGUUCUUCUGGAGAAGCAGUCUUUCAGACUGGAAUGGUCGGAUAUCCUGAAGCACUGACGGAUCCUUCCUAUCGUGGCCAGAUUCUCUGCUUUACCUAUCCACUUAUCGGUAACUAUGGAGUACCCUCAGAGAAAGAGGUGGAUCACAACGGAAUUCCUCUUUAUUUCGAAAGUUAUGAAAUUCACACUGCUGGAGUUGUCGUUUCUUCCUUCACUGAGAAGCAUUCACAUUGGAAAGCAGAAAGCUCCUUUGAUUCAUGGCUGAAGAGGAACAACGUUAGUGGUAUAUAUGAUAUAGAUACACGACAAUUGACGCAGAUAAUCAGAGAGAAAGGAACGAUGCUAGCGAAAAUUGUAGUAGAUUCGGAACUUUCUUUCUAUGAUCUUAAUCAAACAAACCUUGUUGCUCAAGUUUCCAUUAAGGAGCCCAUCAUAUAUCGUCCUCCUUUAGGAAACACCCUUUGUCAUAUUCUUAUGGUAGAUUGUGGCAUCAAAUAUAAUCAGAUUCGAUGUUUCUUAAAUCGCCAGGCCCAAAUAACUUUGGUUCCUUGGGACUAUGAUUUUUCUUCUCCAGAAACACUUCAAAAUAUUGACGGUAUCUUUCUAUCCAAUGGACCUGGUGACCCUAGUAUGUGUGAAAUCACAAUCCAUCACAUCAAGAAUAUUUUGGAAGCAGCAGAAAAGAGAGAUUCGUCGCGUGUGACUCCUAUGUUUGGAAUAUGUUUGGGUCAUCAACUAUUGAGUCUAGCUGCUGGUUUUGAGACGUUUAAGAUGAAAUAUGGAAAUCGAGGUCACAAUGUGCCAUGUUUGGAAUUAACGAGUGGACAUUGUUAUAUAACUUCGCAGAAUCAUGGAUAUGCAGUUGAUACGAGCAGUAAAAAGAUUCCCCAUUGGCAACCCCUUUACGUCAACUUGAAUGAUCAAACCAACGAAGGCAUAUGUAACGAUCGUUUUCCAUUUUUUUCCGUUCAGUUUCAUCCGGAAGCAAGUGCAGGACCACAUGAUACGGAAUUCUUGUUUGACUUAUUUUUAGAUAUUGUGCAAACAAACAAAUCUACACAGUCAGCCUCCAAUUAUGUUUCUGCAUGGGAUAUCUUUUUGAACUACAAGAAACCAAAGAUUCCAAAGUCAAUAGAAGAAGAUGGUCGUCAUAUAAGGAAAGUUUUGUUAUUGGGUAGUGGUGGACUUUCUAUUGGUCAAGCUGGAGAAUUUGAUUAUUCUGGUACUCAAGCUUUGAAAGCUUUGAAAGAAGAAGGCAUCAAGACCGUUUUAGUCAAUCCUAAUAUUGCAACAGUUCAAACAUCGAGAGGAAUGGCAGACAAGGUUUAUUUCCUUCCUAUUAAUCCCGAAAGUGUGGCCAAAGUGAUUCGAAAUGAAAGACCGGAUGGUAUUCUUGUGACGUUUGGAGGACAAACAGCACUCAAUUGUGGUAUCAAACUGCAUCAGAGUGGUAUAUUUGAAGAGUAUGGUGUAAGUGUUUUAGGCACUCCUAUUGAAACCAUUCUGGAUACAGAAGAUCGAGAGAGGUUCAACCUUCGUCUUUCAGAAAUAGGAGAGCCAUUUGCUCAUUCCAUUGCAUGUUCUUCAUUGGAUGCUACAUUGAAAGCUGCUAAAGAAAUUGGUUACCCUGUAAUUUUGCGAGCAGCAUUUGCAUUAGGAGGUCUUGGUUCAGGUUUUGCAAAUGAUGCUGAAGAAUUGACCAAUUUGGCAUCGAGGGCAUUUUCAACAUCAGACCAAGUAUUGAUAGAGAAAUCUAUGAAGGGUUGGAAAGAAAUUGAGUAUGAAGUAGUUCGUGAUGCCUAUGAUCACUGUAUCACGGUUUGUAACAUGGAGAAUUUUGAUCCAUUAGGCAUUCACACGGGAGAGUCUAUUGUCGUUGCUCCCAGUCAGACUUUGGAUGACUAUGAAUAUCAUAUGUUGCGUGAUUCAGCCAUGAAAACUAUUCGACAUUUGGGUGUCGUAGGUGAAUGCAACAUUCAGUUUGCUUUAAACCCCAAUAGUCGACAAUAUUGUAUCAUCGAAGUGAAUGCUCGUCUCUCGCGAUCCUCAGCAUUGGCUAGUAAAGCCACUGGAUAUCCUUUGGCAUUCGUCGCUGCCAAAUUAGCAUUAGGAAUACCGCUUACUCAGAUUCGCAAUUCUAUUACACAAAGUACUACGGCAUGUUUUGAACCUAGUUUGGAUUACAUUGUUGUGAAAAUGCCACGCUGGGAUUUGAAGAAGUUUACAAGAGUUAGCAAGUUGUUAGGUUCUUCUAUGAAGUCUGUUGGCGAAGUAAUGGCAAUUGGACGCAACUUUUGUGAAGCGAUACAAAAAGCUAUUCGUUGUGUAAAGGAAAAUUAUGUUUUUGGUUUGGACAGCUCAGUUGUUCCGUAUACUACUGAGGAAAUGUCGAAUCCUACUGAUGAGAGAAUUUUUGCCAUAGCUAAUGGAUUAGCAAAUGGAAUGACUGUCGACAAGAUUCACCAACUAACGCAUAUAGAUAGAUGGUUUCUUAAUCAUUUGGAAAGCAUUAUUUUACUCGAAAAACAUUUGCAAAAGGUUGCUUCCAACGGUCAGUCCUUACAAGAACUAGAUUUGUGGUAUGCCAAGUCUUUGGGUAUGAGUGAUAAACACAUUGCAAAAUGUAUUGGAGAAACCGAAUUGGUGAUACGAAGUCUCCGUAUGCAACUACAAGUGAAACCUUUGGUGAAAAGAAUUGAUACCGUUGCUGCGGAAUUUCCUGCUGUGACCAAUUAUCUUUAUACAACCUAUGUAAAUGGAAGAGGUUAUAAUCUUUCCAAGGAAAUGCAAAAGAAUGAUGUAGCAUUUGACAGAGAAGGCAUCAUGGUUCUUGGUUCGGGAGCUUAUCGCAUUGGUUCUUCUGUCGAGUUUGAUUGGUGUGCAGUGAGUGCUGUUCGUACUCUUAGGAAUCAACACAUUUAUUCUGUCAUGGUGAAUCACAACCCUGAAACGGUAUCUACGGAUUAUGAUGAAUGUGAUCGUCUCUAUUUUGAAGAAUUGUCUUUAGAGCGAGUUUUGGAUAUUUAUGAGUUGGAAAAAGCUACAGGCGUUAUUGUUUCUAUGGGAGGACAAAUUCCAAAUAAUAUUGCUAUGCAGCUACAUAGACAACAUGCCAGAAUAUUAGGAACUACUCCAGAGAUGAUUGAUGGUGCUGAAAACAGAUACAAAUUUUCAAGAAUGUUAGAUAGGCUUCAAGUAGACCAACCAGAAUGGAAGGAACUUACUAGUCUUGAAGAUGCCAAAGCAUUUUGUCUGAAAGUUGGAUAUCCUUGUUUAGUUCGUCCCAGUUAUGUAUUAUCCGGAGCUGCGAUGAAUGUAGCUCAUAAACCCGAAGACUUGGAAUCCUAUCUUACUGAAGCUGCAAAAGUUUCUUUGGAUAGUCCAGUGGUGAUUUCCAAGUUCAUAUUGGAAGCGAAAGAGAUUGAAGUUGAUGCUGUUGCGAAUAAAGGAGAAUUGAUUAUGCAUGUGAUUACCGAACAUGUAGAAAAUGCAGGUGUCCAUUCUGGUGAUGCUACUCUUAUUUUACCUCCUCAAGAUUUGGAUGAGAUUACAGUUAGAAAGGUAGAAGAAGCCACUAUGAAAGUUGCUAAUGCACUCAAUGUAACGGGUCCUAUGAAUAUCCAAUUCAUUGCCAAAAACAACGAAAUCAAAGUGAUUGAAUGUAAUUUACGUGCAUCUCGUUCUUUCCCUUUUGUAAGCAAAACUUUGGGUAUUGAUUUAGCAAAAAUGGCAACAAAGAUUAUGAUUGGCAAAUCAGUGAAACCUUAUCCUGUCCAUGUGAAUAGUGUCCAAUUGGUUGGAGUUAAAGUUCCUCAAUUUUCAUUUACUCGACUAUUAGGAGCCGAUCCUAUUUUGGGAGUUGAAAUGGCAUCCACUGGAGAAGUUGCUUGUUAUGGUGCUACUAGAGAAGAAGCUUAUUUAAAGGGUUAUUUAGCUACUGGCCAGCGUUUACCUAAAAGAAACAUAUGCCUUUCCAUUGGACCUUACAAAGAAAAGUUGGAGUUUCUUUCUUGUGCAAACAAACUUGUGGAAAUGGGAUUUCACUUGUUUUCUACUCCAGGCACAGCUGAGUUUUUAUCAGAACAUGGCAUUCCAUCUACUGUAGUGAUAUGGCCAAAGAAUGAAGAAUAUGCGAGAGAUGUAGAAAGGAAUAUCUUGGAAGUUCUGAAAGAGAAAGCCAUUGACUUGUUUAUCAAUCUCCCAAGUAACAAUCAAUAUCGAAGACUGGCAAGCUUUCUAUCACCAGGAUAUCUUUCAAGAAGAGCUGCGGUAGACUUUUCGGUUCCUUUGAUUACCAACGUGAAAUGUGCCAAGUUAUUUGUCAAUGCCUUGUACACUCUUGGUGGAAGAAAUGUUUAUCUUCCUCUUCAGCCUUACGAUGCACGAUUCAGUUCUCGAGUAAUCACUUUAUCUGGUUUUAUCUCAUUCAACACAGCUAUUGACGAAAACCAGUCCAUUUCUUCUAUUAUGGAACAAGGAUUGGAAGGUGGUUUUACUACAAUAUGUCUACAUGCAACUCGAGGUCUUUAUGAUAGUCAAGACUUGGAUAGUUUGAAGAGUCAAAUUGAUAGCAACUUUUAUGGUAUUGCAACCAACUAUACUAUUUAUGUGGAUGCUCAUCGAGAUAAUAUUCAUACCAUUUCUUGUUUAUUCAAAUCAUCUGCAGGUUUGUACUUGAAGAUAUCAGACUCUAGUUUUUGGUGGUGGAAACAUUUGGAAAAUUGGCCAAACAACUCUCCAAUUCUAGUAGAAGCUACUGGUUUGGUACUUGCUAGUAUACUUUUUGGUUCUGUAAUACAUGGCUCUAGACCAUUGCAUAUCACACAAGUUUGUAAAAAGGAAGACAUGGAAAUAAUAAGAGCUGCUAAGAACAAAGGAAUGGCCAUCACUUGUGAUGUUUCUAUAGUUCAUCUUUAUGGCAACAAUAUGGAUGCUUCUGAUCGUGAGGCCUUGUGGGAGAACUUGGAUAUCAUUGAUGUGGUUUGUGGACCUUUGAAUCAGACCAUCUCAUUGUUAUUGGCAUCCGUACAAGAAGGAAGACUUGGUAUCUCAUGGGUGGAAUCGAGAUUGGUAGAUAACCCUCGAAGGAUUCUUGGAUUAUCUCCAUCCAUAGGUACAUUUGUAGAAGUCAAUUUGGAUACCUGUUGGACAGAGCAGAAUAGUUCAUCUCCUUUUUAUGGCCAAAUGUGUCGUGGAGUAGUUCAACGAACGGUGAUUCAUAAUGAAAUUGUAUAUUUGGAUGGCAAAAUGUUGUGUAAAGGACAAAGAAUCGGUAAAGAUGUACGCAUACAAGACAAGGCAUCAUCAGAGAAUAUCCAUCCUUCAGUUGGAUUGAGUACUUCAUAUCCGAUGAAGGAGAGAAGAGGAGCUGCUAGUGUUCCUCCUUUGGACCGUGAAGACAAUUUGACUCCUUUGAUUGGCAAAGAGAAACACUUACCAACGGAAACAACGGAUUCCAUACCUUUGAAUUCUCAAACACAAUCAUCCACUUAUAUUUAUUCUCCAACUGCACAAAAGCCAUCAUUUACUAUACAAGAUGAAAAAUGGGACUUGUCUUAUUCAUCAUCGAUGCCAAAGACCCAACCAUCAUGGAAGACUACUUUUCCUUCUUCAUUGAUGCCUACAAGAAAUGUUGAUGCAAUAGAAACAUUGAAUGGUUAUGGAAAUGGUUGGUUAGCAGGCAAUCAUAUUCUUUCCGUUGCCCAAUUCACACGACAACAACUUCAUGCCUUAUUCAAUGUAGCUUACGAAAUGCGUCAAAUGGUACAACGUGUAGGAUACUAUGACUUAUUAAAAGGCAAAGUGAUGGCUACUCUGUUUUACGAGCCAAGUACACGUACUUGUUCCUCCUUUGCUGCUGCAAUGCAACGUUUAGGAGGUUCUGUAUUACCUAUUCAAGAGAUGAGUCAUAGUUCAGUAGCCAAAGGAGAGUCAUUAUCGGAUACGGUUCGUACAGUGAGCUGUUAUUCAGAUAUCAUUGUGAUUCGUCAUUUUGAAAAAGGAGCAGCACAAACUGCCGCUUCAGUAGCUGGUAAACCUGUUAUCAAUGCUGGUGAUGGUAUUGGAGAGCAUCCUACGCAAGCAUUGUUGGAUAUCUUUACAAUUCGAGAAGAAUUAGGAACGGUCAAUGGAUUGACCAUCACUUUUGUAGGAGACUUGAAAAAUGGACGGACCGUACAUUCUUUAGCUCUUCUUCUUUGUUUGUAUCACGUCCGUAUUCGUUAUGUAAGCCCAGAGUCGUUACGCAUGCCUGAGGAUGUUUUAGAAAAGAUUGCUUCCAAAGGUAUUGAUCAACGUGAAUAUCAUGACUUGCAACAGAUAAUAUCGGAAACCGAUGUAUUGUAUGUCACGCGUAUUCAAAAGGAACGAUUUUCAUCUCCACAAGAAUAUGAAAAGUGUCAACAAGGUUAUAUCAUCACUCCUAAAUUGUUAACCAGAGCUAAAGAACAUAUGAUUGUGAUGCAUCCUUUGCCUCGAGUACAAGAGAUUUCGACUCAAGUUGAUCAAGACCCUCGAGCUGUAUACUUUAGACAGAUGGAAUAUGGAAUGUAUGUUCGUAUGGCAUUGUUAGCGAUGAUAUUAGGAAAAGCAUAAGAGAAAGACUAGGAUUUGGAU
Molecule: messenger RNA, 7910 nt
Organism: Galdieria sulphuraria
Lineage: Eukaryota; Rhodophyta; Bangiophyceae; Galdieriales; Galdieriaceae
Product: trifunctional protein carbamoyl-phosphate synthase (glutamine-dependent) / aspartate carbamoyltransferase / dihydroorotase (CAD protein)
Exons: 13
Coding region: 9-7889 (2626 amino acids)
Biological process (GO): L-glutamine metabolic process; 'de novo' pyrimidine nucleobase biosynthetic process; nucleotide-excision repair
Cellular component (GO): cytoplasm
Molecular function (GO): metal ion binding; ATP binding; amino acid binding
Source: RefSeq, a predicted model, not a curated record